UGAUAUGAAUGUUGUUGCAGGGUAGGCUGGGAGUGGUGGCUCAUGGCUGUAAUCCCAAUGCUUUGGGAGACCAACGUGGGCAGAUCACUUGAGCCCAGGAGUUUGAGAUCAGCCUGGGCAAUAUAGUGAGACCUCGUCUCUGUAACAACUGCAGCAACAAAAUCCCAGCAAUUUGGGAGGCUGAGGCAGGAAGACCACCUUGAGCCCAGAAAUUCAAGACCAGCCUGGGCAACGUAGUGAGACCCCAACCCUAUAAAUAAGUAAAAAUAGAGGCAAAUAACUUAAAAGAAUAAACAUUGUGAACAUCAAUUCCCAUCACAGCAAGCCCUGGAUGAAAACAUGGACCUCUUGGAAGGUAUAACUGGCUUUGAAGACUCUGUCCGAAAGUUUAUCUGCCAUGUUGUGGGUAUCACGUACCAGCACAUCGACCGCUGGCUGCUGGCCGAGAUGCUCGGGGAUCUGUCGGACAGCCAGCUAAAGGUGUGGAUGAGCAAAUACGGCUGGAGUGCUGACGAGUCGGGGCAGAUCUUCAUCUGUAGCCAAGAAGAGAGCAUUAAACCCAAAAACAUUGUGGAGAAGAUUGACUUUGACAGUGUGUCCAGCAUCAUGGCCUCCUCCCAGUAACUGCAGGUGUUUAAUAAAGAUGUGUUGACUCAGC
Piliocolobus tephrosceles (Ugandan red Colobus) is the source of this 658-nucleotide messenger RNA. Its product is annotated as eukaryotic translation initiation factor 3 subunit K. Bases 340 to 624 code for a protein of 94 amino acids. Gene Ontology annotation, cellular component: eukaryotic translation initiation factor 3 complex; cytoplasm. The record is from RefSeq and is a predicted model, not a curated record. The transcript has 4 exons. Lineage: Eukaryota; Metazoa; Chordata; Mammalia; Primates; Cercopithecidae. Gene Ontology annotation, molecular function: translation initiation factor activity.